Angiostrongylus costaricensis is the source of this 1023-nucleotide messenger RNA. NCBI's taxonomy places the organism in Eukaryota, Metazoa, Nematoda, Chromadorea, Rhabditida, Metastrongylidae. The record is from the annotation of a GenBank genome assembly.
AUGAAGGGAUCGCUUCUACGAGUUCACGUUUCGACAUUCUCUCAGAUGCGAGGUCUCCUACGCCCAUCAACGAAUCUCCCGUUCCGUGGAAUCUACAGAACAGAAGGAGAAGCAGUACGAAAAGACGACAUAUUAGUCUGCCAGCGAAAUUUGAACUAUCAUCCUGGUCUCAAUUUGGUCAUACCGGAUUUUUCCAAUCCAGAAAUGGCAGUUUACGAGUAUCGGAAAGACGUAGAGCUACGUAAGCUUACUUUUAAUGUGCUCCCUUUCGAAAUGUCUCGAACGUUUAAUCUCAAGAACACUGAAGGACCGAACUUAAAGAGAGACAUCCAUCGAAUCUUAGAAUUAAUUGAACACGUCCAAAAGACUGGCGAAGUCACAUCACCGAAGCUCGUCACUCUUCAGAAGAUACUCCAGUCUGAAUUCUUUAAUGCUGUUCGGGAAGUAUAUGAAACUGUGUACGACAUAGUGGACAUUGAAGGAUCCCCUGAGCAUCACUUUGAGGUUCGAGCCUCCGCUACUGCUAAAGCGACUGUUGCGGCUUUUGCUGCCGCUGAGGGACACGCUCAUCCUCGAAUAGUGGAGUUGCCAAAGACUGAUCAAGGAUUGGGAUUUAACGUCAUGGGUGGGAAAGAGCAAAAUUCUCCCAUCUACAUAUCAAGAAUUAUUCCUGGUGGUGUUGCUGAUCGUCAUGGUGGACUGAAACGAGGAGACCAGUUGAUUGCUGUUAAUGGAAUUGAAGUUCUACCACCUGGUGAGCGACUGCGAAUCGAAGUGGAUGGAGGAGGUUGCUCGGGAUUUGAGUACAAAAUAAGGUUAGAUUCCAAAUUGCAAGACGGUGACCGACUUUGGAAAGGUGACGACGUUGAGGUUAUUAUUGACGAAAUGUCACUUGGAUAUAUGCGCGGAGCGACUGUCGACUACGUGGAGGACUUGAUGAAAUCUUCUUUUCGUGUUGUGGAUAACCCUAUCGCAGAAAAAGGUUGCUCUUGUGGGUCUAGUUUUACCUUGAAGAUGGACUAG